Molecule: messenger RNA, 5095 nt
Organism: Seriola aureovittata
Lineage: Eukaryota; Metazoa; Chordata; Actinopteri; Carangiformes; Carangidae
Gene: eloa
Product: elongin A
Exons: 12
Coding region: 1105-3222 (705 amino acids)
Biological process (GO): transcription elongation by RNA polymerase II
Cellular component (GO): nucleus; elongin complex
Molecular function (GO): protein binding
Source: RefSeq, a predicted model, not a curated record
UCGCCCACCCCUCCAAAAAUAUCCCAAAAGAUGCCAGCUCUCUUCUCCCCCUAACCCCCCUCACACACUCCUUGGGGGCCUUACGUUUUGGGUUUUAGAUUUGGUUCCUGUAAAUCUGCUAUCUUUAUUUUACUGUUAAUUUUUUCUCACCAACAAACUGGAGAAACUUUCACUAAGAGUCAGUAUAUAUGGCUUUAAAACAUGUUAUCUAAUGUAUCCCUGGUCACUAAAGUUACUGUAGGACUACUAUACAGUUACUAAAGCUACUAAUUUACACAUAUAGACAGAUACACAGAUACUGGUGGUUACUUUUCAGCUUCAGAGCCAUGAAUCUGGGAAACUAUUGGUUGAUUAACAGAUUAGGUAAAUUAAAUAAAACUACUGACCAACAGCAAGCAAAAUAGUUUGACAAAAAUAUAUAAAUAAUCAAUAUUUUUGACUUUUUACAGACUUAACUACUGAACAAUUAAUCCUGAAAUUUGUAAAAUGCAUAAUCCAACAAAUGUUUUGUAUUUUAGCCUGAUGCUGACCAUUAGUUUUCUUUCAGCUGACUAAUAAAUAAAUAAAGUUUUCGAAUUUAUGGUUCUGCUAUCUGGUAUAUGCUUAUUAUAUAUUUAAAGAAGAAAGGGAAAUACUGUGUUUUUAUUUAAAUAAUCCAAGACAACCAAGUGAAACAGUAAACAGGCUGUUUAAAAAACAUUAAACUCUCAUCUUACUUUUAAGACCACGGAAUACUGUAUUUUUCUUGAAAGCAGGCAUUCUGUUUUAAGUUAAGUUGUAGGCCCACUACAGCUAAUUCAGCGUUUUCACUGACGUCAGACGAACAGGUCUUCCUGCGUGCAACGUCAGCUGCGUGGUGACGUAGGUCCGUCUUUCACAAUUAUUUCUUUUAAUGAAUUUUUCAGGUUUGUUCCUGUUUAAAAGGGAAUAAAUUAAUCUCAGAUGUACGUAUUGAAGCUGAGUUAUUUGACAUUAUUUUUAAACGUCUGUAAAACGCCUGUGUCCCGCCGUAGCGGACACAAAAAACUAACGGAACCUCUUCUUUUUUUCCUGUGUUCAGUCAGGAUGAAGUAGUUUCCGGGCGACAGGGUACCAGCAGUAAACAUGGCGGAGGAACUGCUGGAAACAGUGGACAGACUUCAGUCCCGGCUACUGGAGAACCCGGAGCCCCGAAAGCUAUUAAAGACCCUCAAACGACUGGGGGAACUUCCCAUGACUGUGGAUAUACUGGUGGAAACUGGCGUGGGGAAAACUGUGAACUCUUUCAGGAAACAUGAAGUAGCUGGAGAGGUAGUGAAAAGCCUCGUAGCCAAAUGGAAGAAACUGGUUCCUCAGUCUGCAGACAGACCCAACAGCCACGCCAAAGAGGCCUCCCGGUCACACACACACUCUCGAGGUCCAGAGGCUGGUGUUGGAGGAGGCGACAGACACACCCGGGAGCCCUCCCCCGAGGAGGAGCCCUCCUACAUGGAAGAGGAGGAGGAAGAGGAGAUGGAGGAGAGAGGCUACCACACCAACUACUCGCCCUCGCCUCCUCAACACGAGCAUUACAGCCCCCCACAGCGAGGAGGAUACCAGUCAGACGAGUACGAGAGCCCUGAGCCUGAGCCCGAACCCGAGCCCGAACCCGAGCCCGAGCCCGAGCCCGAGCCCAGUCCUCCUCCUCCUCCUCCUCGCAAAGAAGUCCGCCACACCAAACCAAACAGAGAGCCCAGCAAGAACCAUCACCACAGUGAGCGGAACAGGGACCGGGACGAGGAACGACGGCAACGCCACGCACAGACGAGCAGCGAUCGAGGAGGAGGAGGAGGAAGAGAGGGCAGUGAAGGAAAGAGACGUGCUGCAGACAGAGAAAGACAACAGAGCCCGGUACAGAAACCUGCCAAACACAGCAGGAAGUCCAACAUACAAGAGAGCAAGAGGGAAGAGAAGAAGAGAGGAGGAGAUGAUGGGCGACCACGAGCGCUGAAGGACUCUCCAUCCAAGGAGGAGGAAGAGGACUUUGAGACCCCCACCAUGUCCUUUGAGUCCUUCCUCACGUAUGACGCCCCAACAUCUGUAAAGAAGAAGAAGAAGCCAUCGUCGUCGUCCUCGUCAUCACACAGUCGGCCGUCUCACUCAUCAUCCUCCAUGUCGUCUUCCCAUCAUACACGCACCCCUCCGCCGCCUGUGACCUCCUCCUCCUCCUCCUCAUCUUCCUCCAAAGUGAGCAAGGCGAAUGGCACUCAGAGCACCAAGAGGCCACAUUCAAGCUCCAGUUCAUCGGCUACUGCACCAACACCGGAAAAACGCAAGAGGGUGGUUGAGGCCGUUCCAACUCUGCCUGAAAUCCCUCUGCCAGCCAUUCAACCCAAUUACAGACCUCUGCCCUCCAUCGAUGUCACACCGCUGUCCCCACAGAGACGUAAAGUUCCUGUCUACAACGACGAGGAGGACGCCGGGUUCACAGGGAAGCGGUUCAACUCCAAGAUGGUGGUCUACUCAGGAUCCAAGACCGCUUACUUGCCCAAAAUGAUGACCCUGUACGAGCAGUGCAUCCGCGUGCUGCAGAACAACAUUGAUUCCAUUGCUGAGGUGGGGGGCGUUCCGUUUGACAUCCUGGAACCGGUUCUGGAGCGAUGCACGCCAGAGCAGCUGUACCGCAUUGAGCAGAGCAACCAGUGUUUUACGGAGGACUCUGAUGAGCUGUGGAUGCGUCACUGUCACCGGGACUUCAAGCGUGAGUCUCCGCAGGAGUACGAGUCGUGGAGGGAAAUGUACCUGAGGCUGCACGACGAGCGUGAGGAGCGACUGAGGUUGCUCACGCAGAACAUCACCUCGGCCCACGCCAACAAACCCAAAGGACGGCAGGUGAAGAUGGCGUAUGUAAAUUCUGCCGCCAAGCCGCCGCGUGACGUCCGCCGCCGUCAGGAGAGGUUCGGCACCACCAGUGGUCUGUCCACAGCCGCCUCCAACGCAGCCGCAGCUCCCAUUAAAAUAAGACCAGCUAACACAGAGUAUUCUGGGGAAUCCAGUCGCUCCUCUUCCUCUCAACACAACACUCCUCCCAGCUCGUCCCGCUCUUCAGCACCGAGUGGAGGAGGAGGAGGAGCAGCAGCAGCAGGAGGAGGAGGAGGAGGAGGAGGAGGACACGUCGCCCGGGACAAGCCACAGGUCAAAAAAAUCGCCCCCAUGAUGGCCAAAACUAUCAAAGCGUUCAAGAACAGAUUCUCCCGCCGAUAGUGUGAAAGAGAUUGAAUGUAUUUUAUGAAUUCCAACUGUGUUUUUAAUUUAAGUUUGGUAAAAUUUUACUGCACACACACACACAAACAUACACACACACACACACAUACAGACCAUGAUCUUUACCCACCAAACAUAUCAUAUGAACUUAACAGUAUUGGUGGAAAAAUGGUUGUUUUAUUUUUUUUUUUGUUUUUUUUUUUAUUUAAGUGGUGGCAUCUGUUUUUGGGGAUCUUCAAAUAAGUAUUUAAAUCAUGAAUGACAGUCAAAGGGUCUGACGUCUGUUUUAAGAUAAUUGAGUCGCCAACUUUUUAUAGGAUGCAAAAGGACACAAACACAAAGUCUGUUACUUUUUCUUGUUUUUUUUUGUUUUUUUUUUAAAGAUUAGCCAGUUAGCUUAGCAUGAAGAGUGGAAAUGGGGACAACAGCUCGCCUGGCUCUGUCCAAAGUAGAAAAAGAUCUGGCUACCAGCAGAUAAAGCUCAGCUAUUUACACGUCAUGUCAUCUCAUAUAUUAAGUGGUUGUUGAUAUUAACGUAAUUCAGUCUUGUCAAUAUUGAGAUGCUGCAUAUUUUUGUUCAAUUUAACAAGCACAGCAGGGUCACAGUUUCUCAUCACCUGUGUCAGGAGUCCGCAUCUUCAUUCUGCUGCGCUCCUGUUCACCUGAUGGAUUUUUUUGGUAUUAUUCAAUCUUUAAGGAUUAUUUAAGAAAUUUUAACUCCCUGGUACAGCUCAUCAGAAAUUGUUUGACCCUUCUGUGCCUGGAAAUUUAACUAAAUUAAUCUAAAUAAUGUCAGGUACUUUCUCUUUCUUUCGCCUUUUUUAAAGAAUUAAUAACGUGAAUAGAAACAACCACUUAUAUGAAGUAGCAUCCGUUGAGCAGCGCCACCUACAAUCACAUUUUACAGGAUGUGGUGUAGCUAGCUGUUUUCCAGUCUUUAUGCUAAGCUAAGCUAACCAGCUGCUGGUUGUAGCUUCAUAUUCAUGGUGCAGACAUGAGAGCAGUCUCUAUCCUCUCAUCUAACUCUCGACAAGAAAGGAAUAAGCGUUCGUCAAACUUUUACUUUCAUGGGAGGAAAGCAAAUACUCAAUCUUUGAAUUUAAAGAUUAGUCCUUUGUUACUUUUCUUUAUGGCCAAAUGAAACACUACACUAGAAAAAACCUUUACACACUCUUGUUUUGUCUUUUAAUUGCAUGCAUGGUGCACGUCAGCUGCAACAUUAAGACUCCACCUGAGACAUCGACGGGCUGGUGAAAGACUCUGCUUUUUAAAAACAAACACGUGCAUAUUUAAACAUGUUUUGGUGCAUUUCUCAAUGUGUAGGUCUAAAGUUAUAUCUAUGAACUACACACACACACACACACACACACGCACAAACACGCACACACAUGCACACACAGAAAAACACAUUCUAGACUUAUUUUAAACCUCCUGUGGCUUCAGACCAUGUUUUCCUGCUGUCGAAUGUGUGCGUCUCUCUUUCUAUCUGCUUCACUGUGACAAAUGUGCUCGAGUGACGGCUGAAAAGAUGAAGAAGAAGAAGAAAAACAACAAUAAGGAAAUAAAUUGGUAGGACGUCUGCAGCUUCAGUCUACAAUGAUGAUGAUGAGAUGUAUUUAUUUUCAACACUGGGACCUGGCACCCCACAACAUGGGCCCGAAAGGAAGUAGAUUAAAAAUUGUAAUUUUAUUAGAUUUUAAUAAAUGUUAUAUGGUCAUUUUUAUUAAAAUUGACUUUUUGCCCUUGAACUGUCCCCAUAUCUUCUUUUAAAUGCAAAUACCAAUGAGUGUCACCUUGUAUAUGUGAAUUUUCUUCAUAAAUGACUUGACAAAAUAAAAAAAACUUGCAGAGGAGGUGCAUUCACAUGGACAAA